AUGAAGCUCAACGACAUGAAGGUUAACGUCGAACCGUCAGAGGGAAAUUUCCCGGCCACCGGAGGAAACGCCGUUCAUCACAUCGUCUCGCUCACCGAUAUCCGUCUGGCUUUCAAGGUAAAGUCAUCGAACAACAAUGACUAUCGAGUGCGUCCGGUGUACGGCUUUGUGGCCCCGCAUGGAUACACGGCGCUCGAGCUCUUGCGAAGCAACGGGCCACCAAAGGACAACGAUAAACUUGUCAUCCAAUGGGCUGAGGUUCCCGAAGAGGAGACCGAUCCGACGGCUCCUUUCAGGUACGAGGCACAAGCCGGCGAAGUGAUCCUCCCACUCAGGGCCGAA
Messenger RNA from Mesorhabditis belari, 342 nucleotides. NCBI's taxonomy places the organism in Eukaryota, Metazoa, Nematoda, Chromadorea, Rhabditida, Rhabditidae. The record is from the annotation of a GenBank genome assembly.